CAACCAUCGCAGUUAAGUCUCCUUCUUUACUCUGGGAGCCAAAAUCAUUCCCGAGCAAAAACUUUCUGGACUUUAAAGCGCAGAAAAAAAGGCGCAUCCACCAAUUCCCAGAGCUGCGUGGAUGUGUGCAGAGAGUCCGCUGGAAGUCGCUCAUUUUAGGGGGAAUCCAACCAGCCACCAUCUAACAUGAAUAAUGGAUCCAAUCGGACCGCUGACCAAGAAAACUGUCCCCCGGAACCUCCGUUUGCCAUCGAUGUCAUCCGAGAAUUGGACGUCUAUGGUAUCGUCUUAUAUGCCAUCCUCACCUUCAUGGCUACGGUUUCUAUGCUGGUCUUCCUAGAGGAGUGUGUGUACAUUUACAAGAAAGUGCCUCCUAAAAAGAAGAACUUAAUCAUCUGGGUGAAUGGGGCAGCUCCGGUUAUCGCCAGCAUGUCCUGCAUGGGAAUGUGGAUCCCAAGAGCCGUGAUUGUUACAGAUCUGACCUCAGCCACCUAUUUUGCCAUGGUGGUGUUUAAGUUCCUGAUUAUGAUGCUGGAGGAGAUUGGAGGGGAUGAGGCUUUCGUGAAGCGAGGAGAGAAACGCAAACUGAAGAUCAGCACGGGGCCUUGCUGCUGUUGCUGCCCCUGUCUCCCAGAUGUGGCCAUCACACGACGCACGCUUUUCCUGCUCAAGCUUGGCUCCUUCCAGUUUGCCAUCCUGAAGCUUGUCUUCACCAUCAUUUCCCUUAUUCUGUGGACCAAUGGGAAUUUCAGCCAACAAAAUAUGACAAUCACUGGAGCAUCUAUAUGGAUCAAUCCAUUUGUGGGCAUCUUAACAAUCAUUGGUCUGUGGCCUGUCACCAUGACUUUCAUGCAUCUGAGAAACACCUUACAGUCAAUUAAGAUCGUUCCCAAGUACGCUAUGUACCAGAUGCUGCUGAUCAUGACCCAGCUGCAGACCGCUAUAAUCAACAUCUUGGCCAUGAACAAGGUCAUCGCCUGCUCUCCACCCUUCUCAUCUCCAUUCAGAGGAUACAUGCUCAGUCAGAAGCUUCUCAUCCUGGAGAUGUUCAUCAUCACUCUGGUCAACCGACUGCUGUAUCGACGGCAGUACGACCCUCUGCCAGAGGAAGAACCGGGCGACAAUGAGAACACCAAGAUGGUCGAAAUAACAGUUUCUGCAUGAAUGUGUGUGUCUGAGUGUGCGUCUAUGAUUAGGAAAAAUGUGUAGAGUUUUAUUAAUCAAUAAAUAUGAAUUCAAUGUAAAUCAGUUAAGUGGUUCUAUGUUUGACUGAUGGGACACUCAGGUCACUUUUUAGAAAACAGCAUCUUGACAUAAAGGGAGCUUAUUACAGCAGUCUGAUGGAAUAUUUUUCUCUUUUAAAGUAUGUUUCCUCUUAAGUAUGAACACUAACUGACCCGACUGUACAUUGGUGCUGUGAAAUAAUUAUCUGUUCUCUAAUGGCACCUUAUUGAAUUUUAUAGCAUUUUUUCCACAUAAAAAUGUACAGCUUUCAAAUGUACAUUCUUGUUUAAAAUCUUUCCCUAAAUGUUAUGAUUGGACUUAAAUCUCUGUUUGCUGACAAUCUUUGAGGUUUUAAAUGGUUUCCUCUUAGUUUAAUGCAAGCUCUUCAUGUUUGCUUUUAAAGCAUGCAGUGUAAAAGUUAUACCAGCAACUGUGAGCCGCUUGGGCAUUGAGGCGGUGCAGCCCAGACUAUGGCACCUCCAUCUCCGUUCAUCACAGCUGAAUGGGGAGUAUUUCAGGGAAGCUUUAAUCAGUCUGUAUUUUUGCUGCUAUUUUUAUUUAGAUUCUGACAUUAAAUUUGGAGCAAGGUUAGAGUACCAUAACGGAGACAGAAGUGACAGCAUUACCAACUGUAAAUUGGUUUCCCCCCGCCUCAGCUAGGGGUAAUUAGAUAACACAUUGCUGUUUCAAAGAGGAUCAAACCAUGAGUUGUUUUUGUUUUCCCUUUGUUAUUAUGAAUAUUAAUUAUGUAACAUCUCUACUGACUUUUGUGUGUUUGUGUUUAUGAUUGUCUAGAGUUUUGUUUUUUUGUUUGCUAAAAGAGAGACCUUUACUUUGCAAGGAUUUAGAUUCCUUUUAGUUUCCCCAAAAGCGUACCUUUGUUCAAUAUGUAACAGCUUUUUAAUAUGAAUGAUGGGAAAAAAAGCUGAAAAUCAGGGGCCAAAGAUUUGUUAAAGGAGAAUACUGUAGACUAGUGUACCAAUGUUAUUGUCAAUAAAGAUGCUUGUAUUUUUCUACAGGA
Molecule: messenger RNA, 2245 nt
Organism: Cyprinodon tularosa
Lineage: Eukaryota; Metazoa; Chordata; Actinopteri; Cyprinodontiformes; Cyprinodontidae
Gene: slc51a
Product: solute carrier family 51 subunit alpha
Exons: 8
Coding region: 187-1164 (325 amino acids)
Biological process (GO): transport
Molecular function (GO): transporter activity
Source: RefSeq, a predicted model, not a curated record